CUGGAGGCAGCCUCAAGAUGCGAAAACCAAAUAUCGCGAGAAAUCCCCAUCCGAGCCUGCGCUGUCGGCUUCAACUCUCGUGAGAUUUUCUCUCCGUCUCUCCGUGUCCAAAAUCGGCUGGCGUCAGCUCGCAAGGACUCCAGAUUCGUUUUCUCGGCUAAAUAACCUUGUUUCUCGAGGCUUUCAGUCUUUUACCUCAGUGGAUUGUUCCACACCAAGGACUCGCAGCUUUCUGGAUUGUGAUUGGCUAGACGAAGCAAAACAUUGAAUCAUGGGGAAUAUUUUUGGCAAUCUGCUGAAGAGUCUGAUAGGGAAGAAAGAGAUGAGAAUUCUGAUGGUUGGAUUAGAUGCUGCUGGUAAAACCACCAUCCUUUACAAACUGAAGCUGGGAGAGAUCGUGACCACCAUCCCAACCAUUGGCUUUAACGUGGAGACAGUGGAGUACAAGAACAUCAGCUUCACUGUGUGGGAUGUGGGUGGUCAGGAUAAAAUCAGACCACUCUGGAGACACUACUUUCAAAAUACACAGGGUCUUAUCUUUGUGGUGGACAGCAACGAUCGGGAGAGGGUUAACGAGGCACGGGAGGAGUUAAUGAGGAUGCUUGCUGAAGAUGAACUGCGUGACGCUGUCCUCCUUGUCUUUGCAAACAAACAGGAUCUGCCAAACGCGAUGAACGCAGCUGAGAUCACAGACAAACUCGGCCUACAUUCGCUCCGCCAUCGCAACUGGUAUAUACAAGCGACCUGCGCGACCAGCGGCGACGGUCUGUACGAAGGGCUCGACUGGCUCGCCAAUCAGCUGAAGAAUAAGAAGUGAGGGGCGGGAUUUUCGCGACGCGGCCGUCUCUCGCUUUGGGAAAGGGGUGGGACUAAUCUGGCCUUCGGAAUCGUUAUUUGAUUUGGUUUUCGUUAUUUUUUCUUUUGGGCUGUAUUCUGGAAAAACACAUCACGUGGUUUACGGAGCCUUCUACGCUCCGUGUUAAAUCAUCUCUAUGUUCGAACGCGCGCACACGCAUUCACACGCAGAUCAAUAUUUCCUCUGUCGACUUUUCCCAUUUCGCCGUGCGAAAAGUGUCGGUUUGUAGCAUCAACGUUUAGUCGAUUUUAUCGUCUCUCCCUCACUCGCUCACGUGUUUACAAUCGGUGAUCAGUGUUGUCCUUGACUGCCAUGAAAAAGAUCGUUGGGUCUGAGCGUGCUCAUGUAUUAUGUGCUUAUGUAUUUCCUCGUACAGAUGCGAUUAUAAUGCGGUUUGCCUCCUCGCGCACACAAUAUCCACAGUCUGGCAGGUUUUUUUCGGUCGGUUGCUGCGUUUUGCAUGGCUCUUUCUCUCGGUGUGUCGUGUUUUAGGCCUUGUGGCGUGGUAGAGGUUAGAGCUGCAUGCGUGUGUUCGGUCACACGGAGCUGGUUAGUGUUGCAUGCUGCUUUGUGGCUGCGCUGUGCUGGAAUGGACGCUUGUCGCACGUCCCUCGCCUGAAUUGUGAGUCAAACGUGGUUGCUGUUGGGUGGUCCGCCGUAAUUCGCAUUCGAUUGAAGCUGUAAAUAAAGCUUUUUCCAAUCAAACGCCCCCUUUGUUGUAGAAUUGACUUGGCUAAUUGUUGCAUGGGUAUUGUUUUGUACGAAUCACUAGCAUUGUCUGCAUGGCAUGCAUGCUGUGCUGUCAGUCCGAUAGAUAGAUAGAUAGAUAGAUAAAUAGAUGGAUAGAUGGAUAGAUAGAUAGAUAGAUAGAUAGAUAGAUAGAUAGAUAGAUAGAUAGAUAGAUAGAUAGAUAGAUAGAUAGGUAGGUAGAUAUAUAGAUAGAUAAAUAGAUAGAUAGAUAGAUAGAUAGUGAUAUGCUAUUUAACAGUCCUUUAUUAGUUGCUAUAUUAAUUUGCCACUGAUAUGAUUAGUAGAUUAUGACACUAAACUGUUGCCUAUUUUUGCUAUUGCUUUCAUAUUAGUGAACAGCAUUAAAAUAGCACACACGUACACUAAACCUUGGUAUGUCAGUGGUCUGCGGCAAACUGCAUAAUAACGCAUCUGUGUUCGUUUGCAUGUUUCAUGCUCAUAAUUUCAUAAUAAUUCAUAAUAUCAUAAUAAUGCGUUAUGUGAGUUCGGAUUAACACAUUGCCCCCAACGAAUGUGAAUUUUGUUGAAUCAGUGCACACAUUUGGGCUUUAUUCAUGGUGUUUUUGAUCAUUAUAGUUCAAAAACUAUAUAUAUAUAUAUAUAUAUAUAUAUAUAUAUAUAUAUAUAUAUAUAUAUAUAUAUAUAUAUAUAUAUAUAUGUAUAUGUAUGUAUUUGUAUAUGUGUAUGUAAUUGUUUUAAGUAGGUUGUCUUUUGUGUUUAACACUUCAUAAUCUAUAACAUAAUCUAUAUCUGUUACAGAGUACAAGGACAAAUGAAUAUCAAAUGCUAUCCUAUUUUACCGUGCUAGCUAGUGUAAAUACAACAGAACCGCUUAUCCUGCAUUGCGUACGUGUUAACACACAGUCUGUUUGUAAUUGUAUGUGUUUCUAACAUAGUUUGCAUUUUUGCCAUCUUCCCACUUAAUACCCGGCACCUUGACACUAAAACCCAUUGUUAUGACUCUUAUGACUGUAUGAACAUUUAUACGAGGCAAGUCUUUUAGACCCGGGACGUGAUUCGAAUGGAGUCCUGUAUUCUUUUGAACGACGUGUGGGCGACGCAGGUACGGGAGAGUUACCAAAACAACUGUGCUGUUUAGCAAGACACUUAACCUCAGAUGAUCCAGUUUGGCUACGGAGCGUAAGCUUAGUUAGCUUCUCUCACUUUACGGUAGUAUUUCAGCAUAUAAUGCAAACAGGGCCAUUUCUACACAAGUCUGCGGUGUGAAUCGUCCAGUCUGUUAAGUUUUGUGGCCUUAUCUUCUUACAAAAGUGUGUUUUCACAAGGUUAUUUAUUAACUAAGUUAUCGGGUCACUGAGUUGCUCGUUUUGUUUUAGCUGAUCUGGGAACAAAAGGGGUUAGAAAAUCUCAAAUACAUAGUUUGCUUGAUUUCGAAGCAUUUAUUCUUUGCAUUAAAUAGUUUGUGUGCUUACUGAGUAGCUAGGGUCGACUCUUUAGGAUGGUUUGAAGUUUUGAGUUUUAUCUUCUUCGGUAUUAUGUUUUUUAUUUACGUAUUUAUUUUGGUGAGUGUUUUCGGUGAAUGUGUUUUUACCUCCGUGCGCUUACGCAUUUUCUUUGUUGGUUUUUUUACUGUGUUGGGUAAAUCAUUUUGAUGGCUAUACAGUGUCAGUGAACAUAAUCAAUGACGGGGAAAACGGUUUCUCGCUGAAUAAUAAAUGAAUAAAUAGAAAACGUAGAAAUCAUGGAUGAGAUGUGUAAUUAUCUGUUACAGUAGAUUAAGAAAGAUUAUCGUUGAUUAUUAUGAUGUAGACACCAAAAUCUUUCUCUCCCUCUGAUCCCUGACUGUAACACUACACUCAAAUAAAAAUGUGAAAAUGA
This is a messenger RNA of Puntigrus tetrazona (Sumatra barb), 3445 nucleotides long. RefSeq names its product ADP-ribosylation factor 3b (gene arf3b). Bases 272 to 817 code for a protein of 181 amino acids. Lineage: Eukaryota; Metazoa; Chordata; Actinopteri; Cypriniformes; Cyprinidae. Gene Ontology annotation, molecular function: GTP binding; GTPase activity. Gene Ontology annotation, biological process: intracellular protein transport; vesicle-mediated transport. The record is from RefSeq and is a predicted model, not a curated record. The transcript has 5 exons. Gene Ontology annotation, cellular component: plasma membrane; cytoplasm.